GGAUGUGCGUGGCUCAGAGGAAAUAUGGCGCACAGAGCAUUGCAUACAACAGUGAUAUUCCUUACCUCAGCGUGCUCUUUUAGUGCACUCUUUUUAUCCAUUUUUGUCGCUCUUGCAGCACUUGAAACAGUAAACAGUGACAAUGUGUUUAGUGCCAGCCACACGGCUACUGCACCCGUCGCCGUCGCUCGGGAUCUGCGGUACCUUCUGUAUGAUGUAAACCCCCCAGAGGGUUUUAAUCUGCGGAGAGAUGUCUAUAUCCGCAUGGCCUCCCUGGUGAAAACUUUGAGGAAGGAGGGUCACGACUGGGUAUUGGUGCUUCCCCCUUGGGGUCGCCUCUACCACUGGCAGAGCCCCAACAUCCACCAGAUCCGCAUCCCUUGGGGAGCCUUUUUCAGCCUCACUAGCCUGCAGGCCAAUGUCCCCGUCAUUGAGUAUGAAGAAUUUAUUGCUGAGAAUGGAGGCCCAUUCAUAGACCAGGUUCUGGUUCUGCAAAACUAUGCUGAGGGAUGGACUGAUGGCAAAUGGGAGGAAAAAGUUGAUGAGCGGCCGUGCAUCGAGAAGCUGAUGUACUCCAAAGACAAACAGGGCUACUACAGGGGCUGGUUCUGGGGCUACGAGGAGACAAGAGCUCGAAAUGUAACAUGUAUAUCAGCCCAAGGUCAUGCCUCAAUCAUGGCCCCAGUUCUGCAGAGAAACAUCACAGCAACAUCAGUUAUGCUUGACCGAGCGGAGACACUCCUUCAUGACCAUUAUGCUGGGAAGGACUACUGGGACACCCGACGUAGCAUGGUUUUUGCAAAGCACCUGCGAAUCAUAGGAGACGACUUCAGAGCAAAAUACCUGAACUCCACAGAUGACAGAGACCACACAAUAUACAGUGAGGACUGGACUCGCAUGAAGGCCAAGCCUGGUUCAGCUAAAGGUGGGUCAUAUCUGGGGGUCCACCUGCGCAGGAAGGACUUCAUCUGGGGUCACAGAGAGGAUGUUCCCAGCCUUAAGGGGGCAGUCAAGAAAAUGCGCAGCUUGAUGAAGAAACACAAACUUGACAAAGUGUUUGUUGCGACAGAUGCAGAUGAUGAAGAACUGAAGGAGCUGAAAAGGUUGUUGCCAGACAUGGUGCGGUAUGAGCCAUCUGCAGAGGACCUGGAGCUCUUUAAAGAUGGAGGAGUGGCCAUCAUUGACCAGUGGAUAUGUGCCCAUGCAAGAUUCUUCAUAGGAACAUCGGUGUCCACCUUCUCUUUCCGGAUCCAUGAGGAAAGGGAGAUCCUGGGUUUCGACCCCAAAGCCACAUACAACCGUUUCUGUGGAGACAAUGAGAAAGAAUGUGAACAGCCCACACACUGGAAAAUAGUUUAUUAAAGUCAACCCUGAGUUUCCUGACACACAAGUGCCAAAAGCAGUGUUAAAGGUGACCUCUAUCUGUAUGGAAAAUAGAAGAUGUUUGAAUUGUUUUGUGGUUUAGUUUUUACAAUUUAUGGUUUCAGUGUUGUGCAAUCAGGUCUGUAGUGACCACUGUGACUGAAUUUUAUGCUGAAAAGGCCAAGACCAGGAUGAUCCACAUGUAUUACUGUGAUGUUCAGCAAUUAAAUCUGCAUAUAUUUUUAGGUUGUAUGUUGAAUGUGGAUCCUUCACAACAGCCUGGUAGGUAACAUUUUUCUAUAUUUAUCUUGUGACGCCAGCACAACUGGUGAAAAGUGUCUUAUAAUGACUGCAGCAGACAGUAUUUUGUGAGUGUUUUCAGUUUACAUUUCAUGAGAUUGAAGUGACUGUGCUCAGUGCUUGGGUGUCUGACCUUUGGGUAUUGUAAUUUUGAAACUAUAACAAAGAUUUCUUCUUCAAAAAUGACAUUAUAAAAUAGCAUUCAGGGAUCAUGAACACAGUUCUGUAAUGUAUUUUUGAUCCAAGGUCUACCAGGUAAUCCAGUGAGGCUAAGCUUGCAGUUGAUGUUUCUUACCAAAAAGCACAGAGGUUUGAUAAAUGAAAUAUAUUUUUCCCUCAUUAAAACAGCACAACUUUUCUUUUUGUGUAUUUUUAUGCAGGAUCCAAAUGGUAUAUUGCAUUGCAUUAGAGAAUAACUGAUGAAGUAGUAGGAGUUGUCAUGGUAAAUUAUUACGAGGAUUUUCAGACUUGUCUUUUUAAACAGACUACAUAUUUGGCAUAGUUCAUUACAUUGAUAAUGAUAUUAAUAAUGCCCUUGAAAAUGAGCUGAAAUGACUGAAAUAAACAAAAGAUUCUGAUUAGCAAGAUAGCCUGGCUAGCAAAAAUAAGCAUUUUAAAGAAUCUUUAACGUGAAUUAAUGUCACCAUAUAAAUCCUAAUCAACUUUAAAAGAACUUUCAAUCCAUUUAACAUUCCCUGGUCAUCCAUGACCCCCAGAUUGAGAACCGCUGGUCUAACUGGUGUAAUUUUUUUUAGUUUUGCAUAAACCUCAUUUUUAGCAGAUUUUUUUUUUAAUGCAGAAAAUAGAUGUGUAGAAAAUAAAAAGAAACUUUGCUGUUGUUUAUAUUAUUUUAUGGAGUUCCUGGUUCCACCAACACCAUAGUACAUUUACACACAGGUAUAGUCACAACUUAACCGGAUUUAAUCUAUAAACUAAAUUUAGGGAAAAAAAAGAGAGAGAAAAAAAAUCUAAAAACUGAUUUGUACGUUAAGGUUAGUUUUUUUCUUUUUUCCCCUCUCAUUUACCACCUGGCAACACCUCAGAUUUAUCUGCUGUCCCUGUAUAUGAAACUGUAUUUAAAGUAGUUCAAACAUUUAGAUGAAUAUGUCAGUCAGAGAAACCAAAGUGGUACAGUUUAAUACAUUAGCUACAUUUUGCUGCAAAUACUUACUUUUUUAAAGACAUGUUUUCAUGCAGGACUUUUUCUUGUACUGGAGUAUUUUCACAAUGCUGUACAGCCAGUGGAUGUAUUACAUGCAGUAAAGUUACAGUGAGGGUU
Molecule: messenger RNA, 2941 nt
Organism: Acanthochromis polyacanthus (spiny chromis)
Lineage: Eukaryota; Metazoa; Chordata; Actinopteri; Pomacentridae
Gene: pofut2
Product: protein O-fucosyltransferase 2
Exons: 9
Coding region: 25-1362 (445 amino acids)
Biological process (GO): protein O-linked glycosylation via fucose
Molecular function (GO): peptide-O-fucosyltransferase activity
Source: RefSeq, a predicted model, not a curated record